AAUUAACAUAAAAAGGCAGUCAGGCGAAUCACUACUGUUAAAAACAAUAAUCCUGAAAGGUUAAGAUAAUGAACAACCUUUACGACCUCGGAUGUUUUUUUCCCUUGAAGAAUGUUGGUCUUCCAGAUGUCUUCACCUCUCUUAAAAGCAUCUCUCUUUACAAUUAAGUCCUUGUAAACAUCUGUAAUUACAAAAUAUAUGUAAUUACAUAAUAUGAUAACAAUACAACAUCAGAAUGGGCAGAACCAAUAAACACACCAAGAAAGUGAUAGCCAAUGUGUAGUAAUUCCUCAUUGUCAACAUUUAUUCACCCUCAGGCCAUUUAAAAUCUUCUUACUUUGUAUGAACACAUGUAUUUUGAAUUUUUUCUUUUUUUUUUACCAAACAUUGAAAUUAAAAUGUUUCAAUUUGUUAGGGUGUAAACUACACUUUUUAAAAACACAACCCUAGGUUGCGGGUCAGCUUAUGAGGAUACUGUUGUAUGUUUUGUUCAUAAUGUGUUUUUUCUACUUUGGAAAUAUAAUAUAAUACACUAUUUUAUCUUCUAUGUUAUUUUAGGAUAUAUCUUCACUUGACAAUACUCAGAAUAGAUCCACAUUUUACAGAUAAAACUGAGGAAAAUACCCCUUUUACAAUUUCUAAUAGAAAUAUCUGCUAAAUGCAUAAUAGUAAAAUGUAAAUAAUAUUUCUGUUAUUGAAUGUAAUGUUAUCUAAAAUACAGGCCUCAACAAAGAGGCUAAACUACUACUUACUCGACGUCAUCUACCGACGGUUUUAUUAAAAGAAAAAUCUUUGCAAUAUGCACAUUUCUUGGAUAGGCUAUAUAUUAAAUAUAAAAACUCUCAUUUCAUUAUUUAAUGCCGUUUUAAUGCAGUGCAAGUUAUUUAAUUGGUUUUGUAAAAGCUUAUAGUUGGUGAUUACAACUUGAUUUAUUUAUCAAAUAUAAGACAAUGACAUGAAAACUGACAGACUAAUAUUAAUGAAUUAGCCUAACAUUUUAUGGAUUUAAAUAUCCUACGUUAACAUUUUCGGCCGACAUUGUGCUCAACGAAAAGUUGCUUGUCCAAGGGACAAUCAAUCCUGUCGUGUAAUCACCAUUAAUAACCGUUUUUUCUCUGCAAACACAGUGUGCAAUGUGUUUAUAAUUGUUUUAUUUCACUGUCUAGAAUAGAUUACGUAUUCAUCGUGAUUUUCCACGACAACUGAGACGUAUGUUUAUGGAUAGACGUUAGCUCGCGUCAGUGUCAAGUCAACGGUUAACAUCAGUAAUCCACAUAAAUUAUCUAAUGUAAAAGAGCAUCGUCAUCAACUUCUGAAAAUAUUUUCUAAACCCAAAGUUAGAAUAAAUCCACUUAUACUAAUCACUUAAACUAAUAAACUUACCACCAAGAAGUAAGAUCUUUGCUGGCAGUAUCUUGCUCUUUCCAUGUCGGCUGCGACUUGGCAGGCGCACCUCUACAUAGCCCUCUUCACUGCUAAUUUGUUCGCGGGAGCUGACCUGGUAAUCUGCUCGUCUGUGUUCUCUUAAUAUUAUAUCUGUGCUGUCCACCUUCACUAGGUCAGAGUCAGGGAAAUAGUACAAAGCGAAAUUUGGAAAAGACAUGAUUUCUGUUGAAAUAUCCGUAGGCUAUAUUUGGAAUACCACAGUAUCCGUUUCCCGCUCAAAUUGCAUAUUCAAAUUGCAGUGUGUGAUUGGAGACUUACCUGCAAGCUUGUUUUGAAAAACUUGGCUCUGAUUGGCCUAAAUGAAUGCAACUGGAAAGAUAUAUAUAUAUAUAUAUUUCCAGUUGCAUUUAUAUAUUUUAUUUUUUAUUUUUAUUGAAGUGCACAUAACCGUCACCGUCCGGAAAUUUGACAAAUUUAGGCACUGAAGUGACAGAAAUGAAGAAAUACAAAUCUUACCUCAAUUCACAAGAUAAAAAUAUUCCAAGAACUACAGAACAUCGCCGAUUUAAGAAGCUGGGUACAGAAAAUAAAGAGAAUUCAGCCCUAGAUGGUUACAAAAACUAUGUGUCUAUAAAUGUUUCUGAAUUACCAAGAACAACUGAAUACAGGAGAAGGAAAACACUGCUUCAAGUUAAUUGCAAAAACAAUGAGUCAACCAAGGAAAAUUACAGUGUCCAUUAUUCUACAUGCCCAGAACCAGCAAAGAGACACAAAAUGGAUGACCAAGUGCAGGAAAUAGUUGAGUUGAGUGUUAAUGAUGUGACCAAUAUUGAUGGAAGAGGCCAGCCUAAACAGUCCAACUUGUGCCAGUCUCCUGAGAGUCAUCAUCAAGAACCAAACAUUAAUUAUCAGAUAAUUCAGGACAGGCCUGUUUGUGAGGGACUUCAUGACCACAAUGCUGAUUUGCAACCAGAACCAGAAAUACCUAACCUGGAACAAGAACCAAACUCAAAUCCAUCACAGAGGAGGAAGAACUGCUUUACCCAGGAGCACCUAUCUCCAGAGGACAGAGUCUGCUUCUUUUGAUGUCCUUCAUUUUGAGGCAUAACCUCACAGGGACAGCUCUUGAAGACCUCCUCAAAUUGUUUAAUGAACAUUUCCCAGGAUCAGUACCAGCUACUUCUUACCUAUUUCAUAAAGCUUAUGGGCAGUAUGGACAAUAUGAAUCACAUUUUUACUGUUCUGGAUGCACCAACUAUAUAAGUAAGGUUAAUGGUCAGACACAAUGUUCUGUAUGUCACAUGUUGUUUGAUGCAGACACAAAUUUAAAAAAUGGAUCGUAUUUUCUGGUUUUGAAAUUAUCUUGCCAAAUUAAGGACAUUCUGGAAAAUUCUAAGAAUACAUUAGAAAGAAAAAUGUCAACUAAUGGGAUUAUUAAUGACAUACAUUCAGGAAUGGAGUAUGAAAAACUAAUCAGGAGUGGUAAAAUUAGUGAAGAGGAUGUGAGUUUACUGUGGAACUGUGAUGGUAUCCCAGUUUUCAAGAGCUCCAAAAGUCAGCUAUGGCCAAUUCAGUGUCAGAUCAUUGAACUGGAUCCAAAAGAAAGAAAAAAUAAUAUCUGCAUACCAUGUAUUUGGUUUGGAGAGAAGAAACCCAACAUGACAACUCUGUUAACUCCAUUUGUUGAUGAGCUUCAAGAACUGGAACAAAAUGGAAUUAAAUGGACAGACAAACAGGGCCAGCAACAUUCCUCUAAGGUGCAUGCACUAAUCUGUAGUUCAGAUUCAGUGGCCCGUCCACAAAUUCGAAACACAAAACAGUUCAAUGGGACAUAUGGCUGUGACUUUUGCUACCAUAAAGGUGGUGGUUCAUACUCUUAUAUAAGUCCUGAACCUCCUCUCAGAUGUGAAUCUGAGCAUUUUCAACAUGCUAUGGCUGCAACUCCUCAGCAGCCUGUAAUGGGAGUGAAAGGACCAUCUCCUUUAAUGAAGCUAGCAAACUUUCAGAUUGUCAAUGGGUUUGUGCCUGAAUACCAGCACAGUGUUUGUCUAGGAGUAACACGACAACUAAUGACAUUAUGGCUGGAUUCCACUAACCAUGAUAAACCUUGGUACAUUGGCACAAAAACCGAAGUAAUUGAUAAGCAGUUACUAGCAAUCCAGCCUCCAGUAGAGUUAACUAGAGUCCCACGUUCUGUAAAAGAACGCAAAUAUUGGAAGGCCUCAGAAUGGAGAUCUUUUCUUCUGUUCUAUGCUUUACCAGUGCUUUGUGGUGUUCUUUCCAAAAAUACUGGAACCAUCUUUUCCUUCUUGUUUUUGGCAUAUAUACUUUGCUUCAGGAAAAGAUAGAAAUGGUUGAAAUUGACAAUGCAGAGAAAGCACUGAAAAAAUUUGUUAUGGAAUUUCAGAAAUUUUACGGCAAGGAAAAUAUGUCAUUUAACUUGCACUUGAUGACACACAUUUCUGCAAGUGUGAGAAACUGGGGACCUCUUUGGGCUACAUCCACCUUUUCUUUUGAAUCUUUCAAUGGCACACUCUUGAAGUUCUUUAAUGGAACCACACAUGUCCAACAACAGAUUGUCAAGAGAUUCCUCAAGUGGAGAGACCUCACAAUCAAAGCAGACAAGUACAUGUGGAAUGCCAAAGACACAGUCAAAAAACUGUUCAAUGACAUGCAAAACA
Xyrauchen texanus (razorback sucker) is the source of this 4067-nucleotide messenger RNA. RefSeq lists its product as uncharacterized. The record is from RefSeq and is a predicted model, not a curated record. Lineage: Eukaryota; Metazoa; Chordata; Actinopteri; Cypriniformes; Catostomidae. The transcript has 6 exons. Bases 1882 to 2472 code for a protein of 196 amino acids.